AUGAAGCUGUCUCUUUCACUUGCAGCGCUUGCCGCUGGAGCUUUCCAGGUCGUUUCUGGCCAGACGGUGUACUUUGCUGACGCUGAUCAGAUGAAAGGUGACUCCACUAUGGCAAAGAAUGGAGCCAACGACGGUGUAACUGACGGCUGGGGUAACUACAUCGGCAAAUAUCUCAAGGUCACAGCCGUCAACAAAGCCAUCGGCGGCCGCUCAGCCCGCUCCUACACCAACGAGGGCCGCUUCACCGAGAUCGUCAACCUCGUCAAGAAAGGCGACAUCGUCGUCAUCGAAUUCGGCCACAACGACGGCGGUUCUCCCGAAAAGAACGACAACAACCGCUCCGACUGUCCCGGCGCCGGCACAGAAGUCUGCAUCUCCGACAAGACGGGCGAAAAGGUCUACACCUUUGUCUUCUACGUCUCGCAAGCCGCCAAAGCCCUCGUCGCCAAGGGCGCCACUGUGAUUCUCAGCUCUCAGACGCCCAACAACCAAUGGGAAACUGGAACGUUUGAGCCUGCUGCUCCUCGGUUCGUGGGAUAUGUUCCCACUGCUGCUAAGGCUCUGAACAGCCCUAGCGUUACUUAUGUUGAUCACUUUGCUGCUGUUACGAAGAUGUAUCAGAAGUUGGGUAAUGCAAAGGUUAACUCUUUGUAUCCUAAGGAUCAUACGCAUACUAGCCCUGAGGCUGCGGACCUCAUUGCGAAGGCUUUUGUUCAAGCUAUUGAUGAGGAGAUGAAUGGCAAGACUAGCCUGAAGCCAUAUAUCAAGACUCCUGUUACCAAGGUGUACUAA
Messenger RNA from Fusarium musae, 792 nucleotides. RefSeq lists its product as uncharacterized. The transcript is spliced from 2 exons. NCBI's taxonomy places the organism in Eukaryota, Fungi, Ascomycota, Sordariomycetes, Hypocreales, Nectriaceae. The record is from RefSeq and is a predicted model, not a curated record. Gene Ontology annotation, molecular function: hydrolase activity, acting on ester bonds. The coding region runs from base 1 to 792 and encodes 263 amino acids.